AUGGCGGAAGCGAAUGCGGAACAGCCACCGGCUGAGGGAGAGCCACAGGAGACUCAGUCGGCGAAGCCAGAAAAGAAGCCAAUUCAAACUAGAAAAGAAUCUGAGCUCGAAAAACAGAAGAAAUUAGAAGAAGAAAAAAAGCAAAGACUUGCUCAACUCAAAAAACAAAAAAUCGAGGAGGAUAGGAAAAUGGCAAAGAUGAGAAACGAAAUCAGACAAAAACAAAUCGAAAAAGCGAAGAAAGAAUUUGCAAAUAAUCCUUUGGCCGAAGAUCAAGUCGCCAUUUACGAUCGAGCGAUCAAGCGUGUCGAAAAACGUAAUAUGAGGCGUGAAUCACCUAAGAAGACAGCUAAAAGUGCUCACCAUACACAGUCAAAACCUGUUGAAGAAAAACCAGAGCAGCAAGAAGAGAACAAGGAGCAAGAACAGCAGGAGCAACCUAACGAACAACCACCGGAGCAGCCAAAGGAGCAACCCAAAGAGCAGCAACCUCAACAACAGCCAAAUAAGACUACUGCUUAA
Trichomonas vaginalis G3 is the source of this 522-nucleotide messenger RNA. RefSeq lists its product as uncharacterized. The transcript has a single exon. The record is from RefSeq and is a predicted model, not a curated record. The coding region runs from base 1 to 522 and encodes 173 amino acids. NCBI's taxonomy places the organism in Eukaryota, Parabasalia, Trichomonadida, Trichomonadidae.